AUGACAACAGCAGGAAGGCCUACAUUUGAGCCUGCAAGAGGAGGAAGAGGAAAAGGGGAAAGUGAUUUGAGUCAGCUUUCCAAGCAAUAUUCAAGCAGAGAUCUCCCUUCCCACACAAAGAUUAAAUACAGACAAACCACUCAAGAUGCUCCUGAAGAGGUUUGCAACCGUAACUUUAGGCGAGAACUAGAAGAAAGAGAGAGAGUUGCUUCAAGAGAAAAAAUCAGAAAUUGUCCAACUAGAGAGCACACAACCUCAUCUUCUGUGUCUAAGAAACCUCGCUUAGAUCAGAUUCCUGCUGCCAACCUUGAUGCAGACGAGCCACUUACAGAUGAAGAUGAAGAUUUUGAGGAAGAAAGUGAAGAUGAUGACACUACAGCUCUAUUGGCAGAACUAGAAAAAAUAAAAAAAGAAAGAGCUGAAGAACAAGCCAGAAAGGAACAAGAACAAAAGGCUAUAGAAGAAAGAGUUCGAAUGGAAAAUAUCCUGAGUGGAAACCUUCUCCUUAAUCUCACUGGUCCCUCUCAGCCUCAGGCCAACUUCAAAGUAAAGAGGAGGUGGGAUGAUGAUGUUGUCUUUAAGAACUGUGCCAAAGGAGUAGAUGAACUGAAAAAGGACAAAAGAUUUGUAAAUGAUACCCUUCGAUCAAAAUAUCAUAAGAAGUUCAUAGAGAAAUACUUCAAGUAG
This is a messenger RNA of Gracilinanus agilis (Agile Gracile Mouse Opossum), 687 nucleotides long. RefSeq names its product spliceosome-associated protein CWC15 homolog. The coding region runs from base 1 to 687 and encodes 228 amino acids. Gene Ontology annotation, biological process: mRNA cis splicing, via spliceosome. The record is from RefSeq and is a predicted model, not a curated record. The transcript has a single exon. Gene Ontology annotation, molecular function: RNA binding. NCBI's taxonomy places the organism in Eukaryota, Metazoa, Chordata, Mammalia, Didelphimorphia, Didelphidae. Gene Ontology annotation, cellular component: catalytic step 2 spliceosome.